Messenger RNA from Pyrenophora tritici-repentis Pt-1C-BFP, 540 nucleotides. Its product is annotated as RPR2, RNase P subunit RPR2. The record is from RefSeq and is a predicted model, not a curated record. Gene Ontology annotation, biological process: tRNA processing. Gene Ontology annotation, cellular component: nucleolar ribonuclease P complex. NCBI's taxonomy places the organism in Eukaryota, Fungi, Ascomycota, Dothideomycetes, Pleosporales, Pleosporaceae.
AUGAGCAAAGUCAAACCGCCAAAGUCCAAGGGCGUCCCAAACAAGCAUCUGCAUGUUCGUUUGAGCUACCUCUAUCAGGCAGCCACGUAUCUCACUUUGCAAACCACGAUACAAGACACAAUCACGACUGGUGUUGCCCUAGACGAACAAACUGAUUCUCAUGAUACGGCCAAAACUCAGAGACAAUCACCACUUGCGCUAGAGCUCGGGUCAGAUAUCCAACAGGUGUCACGAAAAGGCCAGCUGCGGCUUGCUGUUGACUUGAAGCGCUCCAUGUGCAAAAGCUGUAACGCUGUUCUUAUCCCUGGGCGUACUGCGACUCAAGUCAUCGAAAAUCUCAGCAAAGGCGGCAAGAAGCCUUGGGCAGAUGUACUCGUUGUUACAUGCAAUCUUUGUGGCGGCAAGAAGAGAUUUCCGGUGGAUGCUAAGAGACAGCUAAAGAAGGCUAAGAGGAGGACUGUUCCUGUUGCUACCACGUCGAUUACCGCAUCAGAGGAAGACCUAUGUUCAGUCACGACAGUACCUACAGGGUCUGAGUGA